Molecule: messenger RNA, 690 nt
Organism: Rasamsonia emersonii CBS 393.64
Lineage: Eukaryota; Fungi; Ascomycota; Eurotiomycetes; Eurotiales; Trichocomaceae
Product: Sulfite oxidase
Exons: 1
Cellular component (GO): mitochondrion
Molecular function (GO): oxidoreductase activity; molybdenum ion binding
Source: RefSeq, a predicted model, not a curated record
ACCCGGUUUCAGAUGUCAUAUUGGCGUUGGAGGUUAGUUGCAAUACAUACAGAACUGCUCCCUUGCAUCUCGACUGAUCGAGUCGCGACGCAGAUGAACGACGAACCCCUCACAGUCAACCAUGGCUUCCCCGUCCGAGCAGUCAUCCCCGGCGUUGCAGGCGCUCGAUGGGUCAAAUGGCUUGACCGCAUCACGGUCCAGAAGGAAGAAUCAACAAAUUAUUACCAACGACACGACUACAAGAUUCUCCCACCAGACGUAACAAACUCCGACGAGGCAGAGAAGCACUGGGACAGAGUCCCCGCCAUGGAAGAGAUGCCCGUUAAUUCCGUCGUCGCUGUCCCAGACGACAACGAGACCGUCCAGCUUCCUCCGUCGGGAAUCGUCGAGGUCAGGGGGUACGCCGUCCCACAGGGCUACCACGGCCCCGUCACGAGAGUCGAGGUCUCGACAGACAGCGGCAAGUCUUGGAUCGACGCAGAGCUGGACGGGUCAGCGAGUUUGCAGAAUCGAAAAUGGUGCUGGGUGCUGUGGACAGCAUCAGUGCGAAUGACCAGAGGCGCGGGGAAAGAGAUCCUCAGUCGAGCAACGGACGCAGGAGGGAACACGCAACAGGAGCAUUCGCAGUGGAACCUGCGUGGUGUGGGAUACAAUGGGUAUGGAGCGUCGAGGAAUCUUACCAUUGUCUAG